AUGGGUAGAGCAAAAAUAGCAAUGGAAUUCAUAACUAAGGAAAAAACUAGAAAUACGACAUACAAUAAAAGAAAAAAAGGGUUACUUAAGAAAGCUCAAGAAUUUUCAAUUUUAUGCAAUGUACCGGUUUGCAUAAUAAUAUACCCUUAUAAAGAAGGACAAGUGUCCUUAGAAGCUGAAGUUUAUGCCUUCAAAGGGGAUAGUGACCCUAAUGAUUUGGGUAAAUCAAGGGAUUCUGAGAUGGUUAAGGGUAUAAUUGAUAGGUUUUUAAGGGUUCCUCUUGAAGAGAGGAACAAAAGGUCAUUAAAUUUGUAUGAUAUGUUUGAUGGGUGGAAGAGAAAAGCUAGCCAAGAUUUGAUUAAAAUAAAGCGUAAAAAUGCUUUAAAUAAAUAUCCUAAUUGGGAUUCUGCUCUUGAUGGGUUUUGUUUAGAACAACUUAUGGAAUUUUUAGGUUAUUUAGAUCAAAAAAUAGAGGUUGUUAAGCAAAGGAUUGACAUGAUUAAUGGUACUAAUCAUGAUUAUAGUAACCUUAAUCAAGCAGAAGCAUUAGUAUUACCAUCCUAUCAAGAAACACCAACUAAUUCUACCCUAAUGGUUCCUAAUGACCAAAUUUUUUGUGAUGACCAUCAUCAAAUUCUAGGGUACCCUAAUAUUGUUGAAGGGUAUAAUCCGUUUUCUUGGUUUAAUUAUCCAAUAAUUAGUGAUAAUAAUGGUCAUAAUCAAGAUCAAUAUUGUCCUCAAUUAGUGAACUACAAUCCUAAUGUGUUCACUAAUCAAGUUGAUGAUGAUAAUUGGUUUAAGUACACUAAUAGGAAUGUUAUGGGUGGGAUGAGCUAUGAUCAAGGGUCAGGAUUUGUGGAAAGUAUUGGAGCAUCAUCAACAUACGGUGCCGUUUUGCCAGUGCAAUCAAAUGUGCCCAUGCAAUUUCCUAUGGUGCAUAAUGUUCCUCUACAAAGGCAUGGGCAAUAUCAAAUGUUCUAUAAGUAG
This is a messenger RNA of Amaranthus tricolor (Joseph's coat), 987 nucleotides long. RefSeq names its product agamous-like MADS-box protein AGL82. The transcript has a single exon. The coding region runs from base 1 to 987 and encodes 328 amino acids. NCBI's taxonomy places the organism in Eukaryota, Viridiplantae, Streptophyta, Magnoliopsida, Caryophyllales, Amaranthaceae. The record is from RefSeq and is a predicted model, not a curated record. Gene Ontology annotation, molecular function: DNA-binding transcription factor activity, RNA polymerase II-specific; RNA polymerase II cis-regulatory region sequence-specific DNA binding; protein dimerization activity. Gene Ontology annotation, biological process: positive regulation of transcription by RNA polymerase II.